GACCUAACACGCCUGAUCCAACAGCUGCCCGGUGUCCGCUGUCCAACUUGCGCCAGCAAUGGCCAAGAAGUUUGGGUGAUACGAGGCCGCGCUUGCGGGCAUUGUGGGACAGCAUGCUUUCGGCACCAAACACACACCAGAACACAGGCCAGUAAACCAAACACCAAAUCACACGCAACGCCGGAUGUGUGA
Molecule: messenger RNA, 192 nt
Organism: Lasiosphaeria miniovina
Lineage: Eukaryota; Fungi; Ascomycota; Sordariomycetes; Sordariales; Lasiosphaeriaceae
Exons: 1
Source: RefSeq, a predicted model, not a curated record